CGGAAUGCAAGUCACCUCCCCGUUCCCACUGCCGUCGAGAAACCCACGUGCCUCGUGGUAACCAUUGUUUCCUGUGCUGAGGGGAGGCUGUAACUCGACCGACCUGAAGUUCUUGGCAGAAGCGAGAGAGGGAGGCGGCUGCAGCAGCAGCAGCACCGGGAACGUCCUGCCCAACCUCGGGCCGAGAGGAGCCCACGCUCCGGCUGCCUGGGGAGAGAGAGGGCGGGCCGUGGAAGAAGGGGCGUGCUCUGGAAGCGGCCAUGGCUCCUCCUCGUGGGCCGGGCGGCCGAGGGAGCCGUGCAGCGUUUCCCGCCUCCACAGGGGGCAGAAAUCAGUGGCUGGCUGCUGCUCGGCAUACUUCCUUUUCCCCGCGUCCUGCCGCUGGAGGACCGGACUAGAAACUUGGGAAAGAGGGCUGCUGCUGCUGCUGCGAGCGCGGGAAGGGACCGAGGGGGGACAGCCGCCUCUCGCAGCCGCAGAAGCACAAGGAGGAAGAGGAGGAAGGAGAGGGCAGCAGCAGCCCUCCUCGUUUUCUGCCGGUGCCGGGGAAGAUGUCCGGCGGGAGCAGCCGAAGGAGAAGCGGCUCCUCCUGGCACAGCAGCUUCUCCCGACUUUUCUCCAGGAGCCCGUCCAAGGAGCCGGAGGCAGCGGGCACAGCAGCAGCAGCAGCAGCUCCUCCUCCUCAGCAGCCGAGCGCACGCAGCUUUGAAACUGAUCAAAAUGAAUGUACCAGUGUGGCAUUUCAGAGAAAGCAGAGCACCCCUCUCCCAGAGCUGCUAAAGAUUUCAGUCUGUGACAGCAAGAACCUCUCAACUGAAGAGCUGAGCAGAUCCACCACUCAGGAGGAAUUAAAGAAAGCUAAUAGCCUUCCUAGUUUAGUUCAUGAAGGCAAAAACGCCAGUAAUGACAGACAGCCCAAAGAAGGAUUUUUCCAGUAUCUUGGGAGUUUGUUUGGUAUUGCUCCAAAAUCAUCCUACAAAGAAUCUGAGCAUUCCAACCUUGGAGAUGGAUGCCACAGAACUGGCAAAGACUUUGCAAGUCCACCUAGUCACCAGGAAGGUGGACAUGCAGACCACCCAAAACCAGAAAUAUUUGUCAUUUCAACACCUGGAGGUGACCAGACAGCAGCAAGCAAAGAGGAACAGGCUAACUUUGUUAAAAGCACCAGUUCUGGCUCACAGGAUUUACAGAAAGCACAGGAGCAAUCUGCUGAAGCAUCCAAGAAAACAGAAUGUGAACUGGGUGCACCUGCAGUUACUUAUGCAACAUAUCGAGGUUCUGCAAGAAUUAAGCAAUUGCUUAAGAAACAAGCGGAAUUGGAGCAAGAAAAACAAACCUCAACCAGCAUUAAUAGCACUACAGCCAAAAACAAAGAAAAUAGGACUGUAAGCCUUCCAGACUCAGAAACUACUACAACAAAGACAGAAUCUUCAUUGAAAACAAACUCGGGACCUAAGACUAACGAUGACACAAAGGAUUCACAAGCAAACGUAUUUUUGGCAGAAAUAGAUUUGGGGGGAAAUUCUCUGGAUGUCUUGGGCAAUUGUGAGCACAAAGAACUGAAGAACAAAAUUACCUCGUUGACAGAAAUGGAAACAAUCAAAAAUUGCAUUGAGGAACUGGUUUCUGUGAAACAUACAGCAGUUUCCAGCACACCAGAACUUAAUAGGAACCUUCUGUUGGAGCCAACACUGUUGCAAAAGAAAGCCAAUUUCAGUUGCCAGAAUAGAGAUGCUGUUAGUAUGAGUUCAGAAAAUAACAGAUUGCUUGAAAAUAAGGAGGAGGUGUUAGGGGAAAUACAAAUGGAGAUUCAGUCAAUCAAUGCUACCACUGUUGGCUUUCAAAAAGGAAUGCAGUUUUGCGCUUUUUCUAACACAGAAACAAAAGAGACAAUGCAAGAGGAGUUUUUUUCACACCCCAAAGUAGACGUAGGUGAUAAUGAGCAACAGUUGCUAGAAAACAAAGGUCCCUGCAAUAGUUGGACUGAGGAUCAAUUCAAACUAAAAGCAGAGAACCAAACAUUGCAUUUGAAUAGUAUUAUAGGUAGGGGGCAGGCAAUUAGCAGGGUAGAAAGUGAAACUGAAGAAUCACACCAAAAAGUGACAGAGCAGAAGGAGAAAAAUAUGCAGAUCAUUUCACCAGAUGAGCACUUACCUCUCCACGAACAAAAAGUUGGAGAAGAAUUGCAGUUGGUGUUGCAGGAUACAAAUUGCAAAAAAAGUGAUAUAUCAGCAGGAGUCGGUAUGCUUGCUUCAGUCCAAUCCAAAGAAAUGGUUCAAAACAUAGAUAUAUUUGGCAAAAGCGAUCUAAAGUGUGAAGAGGCCACUGAGUCUGUGGUACUUACAGAUGUACAAAACAAUCAUAACUUCCCCAUGACGUCUGAGAAUGGAACUAAUAAUUUUACCAAUGAUAAUUUGUAUGCGCCUGUGACACAAUUUGACCAUGUUAGAAUGACAGGUGCUUCUCCUAACGCAACUGAGGUAAACCAUGCCAACACAUCUUUGUUAGCUGCUGAAUAUGAAAAUGUGGUGUCUCGGGUGGCAUCAGCUGCCUUAGAAACAGGUGAUACCAGCACUGAGGAGGCUGUGGGCACUAUGGAUGGUGCCCCUCUUAUCCUUAAGGCUAAAGAUGACAACUGCCAUAUUUCUGAGAAUGUUGAGGAUGAAACUCUGAUCGAAGCAUUGGCUGGUUUACAUAGUCCUCUUCCUCUCGCUGAAGACAAAACCAAGCCCAUCAAAUUAGAGAACUCAGAACUUAAAAGCAACACAGGCACUACUACAGUGGCCAAACCUAUUCCAUCACUUCUUAAAACUGCAGAAGUUGUGAUAUCUGCACAAAAAAAUGAUCCAUUAGUUGAUGAAAUAAAAAAUCAAACUGAAUCAAAAAUGGCUUAUGAAACUGAAGAGGACAUCUCAAUAGGUCUACCUCCUGUUGUGAAAUCAGAAGAAAAUAGUUAUUUAUCAUUUCCUUCUCCGUUAUGUGUCUUGGUCGGUAACUCUUUCAUCUCUGGAGAUAGCAAAAUCAUUUUGGACGAUGUGUCUAAACCUGUCCUUAAUUCUGAAGAUCACAGUUUGUUGGGGGCUUUGUGUUCUUUGGCUGAUAAACAGGAUUGCACUAACCAGUCUCUAAGUGAUUCUGUGGGGACUAUCAAUGAUUACCUUUGA
Messenger RNA from Podarcis raffonei (Aeolian wall lizard), 3164 nucleotides. RefSeq names its product very large A-kinase anchor protein-like. The record is from RefSeq and is a predicted model, not a curated record. The transcript has 5 exons. NCBI's taxonomy places the organism in Eukaryota, Metazoa, Chordata, Lepidosauria, Squamata, Lacertidae. Bases 552 to 3164 code for a protein of 870 amino acids.